Suillus clintonianus is the source of this 627-nucleotide messenger RNA. RefSeq lists its product as uncharacterized. The transcript has a single exon. Lineage: Eukaryota; Fungi; Basidiomycota; Agaricomycetes; Boletales; Suillaceae. The record is from RefSeq and is a predicted model, not a curated record. Bases 1 to 627 code for a protein of 208 amino acids.
AUGGCCCCUGUCGGAUUCAUAGUGCAUCAUUCCAACCAUUUCUUCGUGGUCAUAUUCGACUAUGAGCGACGCAUGGCGCACGUCUUGGGUCGCCAUAUUUCUGCGGAUUCAAUGGAUGUAGACGGAGAGGAUCCACAUGACUGGAACGAUUGGAGAGGUCCGGAAUAUUGGAGGAAAAUCGGAGCCCUUCAUGGAUGGAGCACAGGAGAUGUCUCAGACGUGUCCAUCAACCCAAUGGACUGGGAGCAAAAUGGGGUCGACUGUGGUCCCAUCGCUUGCUCCGUGCUGGCGCAAUGUCUGAAGCUGGGUUUGGAUGAGCAGGGCAACUUACCCGACUUUGAGAUCCAAUGCGGUCACAAACUGCGGGUUCACAUGCUGCGCGCUAUUGCUGCGCAUGUCAAGCUCUGUUGCAGCAACUCCCUGAUGCUCCUAGACAGCCCACGAGAUGAUUGGAAAAACGACGAGCUACCACCCGACGAGGACAUCAUCAAUUCGAUCCAGAAUGGGCGAUACCAGGCUGAUUGCCUGAAGGUCCUGCGGAGGCUGACUGUUGUGAGCGCCACCUGCUCCAUGUGUCAACGCCCCAUCGUCCAUCAAGAUGGAGAGCAUUGCCUCGUACAGUGGUGA